Molecule: messenger RNA, 2952 nt
Organism: Scutellospora calospora
Lineage: Eukaryota; Fungi; Glomeromycota; Glomeromycetes; Diversisporales; Gigasporaceae
Source: the annotation of a GenBank genome assembly
AUGGGAUUUAAUUUAGAAAGUGCAAAAUUGGCCCUUCCUCAAGGACUUUCUUUGUUACCCGGAGAAACUAUAGAGUUUAUAGCAAAGACGUGUGCGAUAAAACUUUUUGAAGCUACUGCUGAUGGUGGUUUUAAAGAAUGUGAUGAUGGAGUCUAUGGUCAAUCGGAUUUUGCUGCUAAUGAGUCAACAGUAUUAAUCACCAACUAUCGAACCUGUUAUCGACCCGUAAAAAAUUCAACCAAUUCUUCUACAUCAACAUUACAUUCACAAUUAGACUCGAUACGUUCUACUACUCAGAUACCACAUCUUUCAAUAUCUCAAAUUGAAGAGUCACAAGCUCAAAUUACGAUAACUUUAAAGUUUUCUCCAUCAAAAUACUUAUUUAAAUUUUCAAAACCUAAACCAACUGCAUUAGCUGGAAAUUUUAUUAAUAUUCGAACUACUGCGAAUUCCCUCUGUCAUGAUUUUUCAACUAUAAUAAAAAGAUUCGUGUUUCCUAAUAGUUUAGAAAAUACUUUUGCUUUUCAUAUGGGAGAGGCAGAAGUAUUUAAAAAAAAUGAUUCGAUAAAACGAGGUCAAAAUUCUCAACGUAUUCGUAAAUUAUCAUUAGAAGAAAAAAUAUUUGAGGAAUUAUUUGGUGGCUGGUCUAAAGGUUAUAGAAUACAAAAAGAAUUUGAACGAAUGCAGAUGAAUAAAGUAUCAUGGUGCAUUGCAUCUAUCAAUGAAGAUUUUUCAGUGUCUCCAACUUAUCCUCAAGAUUUUAUUUUACCAACUCAAAUUCUUAAAGAAACAUUAUCGAAUUUAAAUUCUUCUAGUACAGGUUCCGAUUUAUCCAAUGUUUCAAUUGAGUCACAACCUACAGUAGGCUCACAAGCUACAUCAGAAUUACAAUCUAGCUCUGCUUUUUUUGAAAAUCUUGCUAAAUUUCGAUCUCGUGGACGUUUUCCUAUUAUUUGCUGGAAAAAAGGUCAUAAUGUAUUAAUGAGGAGUGGGCAACCUAUGGUUGGAUUUUUAGGUUCAAGAGGAUUAGAAGAUGAAAUGCUAAUGCGUGAAGUUCUUUCCACUGUUGAUGAAGAACAUCAAAGUUUAGCUGCAACGAUUAGAAGUAAAGGUUAUGAUGGGGAUGAAGUUAGUAAUAACAGAUUUUCUAGACAUUAUGGCGGUUUUUAUGAACCUUGUGGCAUGAAGUUAUGUGUAUUAGAUGCAAGAGGUUAUGCUGCAGCUUUGACUAAUGGGUACCAGGGUGGAGGAUACGAAAAUAUAGAGAAUUAUCCACAAAAUACAACUUUACAAUUCCUUGGACUUUCAAAUAUUCAUACAAUUUCCGCUUCACAUGCCGCUUUAUUACGUGCUAUUACAACUAAUGCUUCAUCACCAAAUUGGUUUUCUGUACUGAAAGCUACCGGAUGGUUGGAUCAUGUGGCUGAUUUACUUAGGUCUGCUGGGGGUAAAGAUGGUGUUGUAGGAAAGUUAGUGGAUGAAGAUGCUAGUGUUUUGGUGCACUGUACGGAUGGUUGGGAUAGAACCACACAAUUAGUUUCAUUGGCUCAAAUAAUGGUGGAUCCAUUCUAUCGCACAAUUAAGGGUCUACAAGUAUUAAUUGAGAAAGAAUGGGUUUCUUCUGGACAUCCUUUUCGUUCUCGUGGAGAUCUCCCAAAUAAUCUUUUCAAUAGUGAUCCCAGAUUACAUUCCAAAAAUAAACGUCAUUUCAAAGAACUACAAAAUUUACAACCUGCUCCUGCUCCCGUGUUUCUUUUGUUUCUUACUUGUCUUCAUCAUAUAUUAGAACAAUUUCCAUCUGCAUUCGAAUAUAAUGAUUUAUUUUUGUUAUGUCUGGCUCGAGCCGCAGCAGGAAAUUCACCGUUUGGAGAUUUUUUAUGCAAUUCUGAAUGUGAGCGAGAGGCCGUAUUAUUAAGAGAAAGAACAAGAAGUAUAUGGUCAUGGGUUAAAGAACGUAGGCAAUGGUUCAGAAAUCCACUGUAUCAAAGAAUUCGACCAUAUGAUCUAAUUCAUCAUAAUGAUCACAGUACUUGGAGUGAUCAUUCGUGGAAAAAGGAUGUUUUGCGCCCGGACACUGAAGCAAGAGUCAUUACAUUAUGGUCUGAUUAUUAUUUUCCAAAAGAUGAUUUUUCGAUUGCCUUACUAUCAAUGCCAUAUGGUACUGAAGUUGAAUUGGAAGCAGGUAUUGGACCUUCUCAACAUCACAUUGCAGGAUUUCCUUCGGAGUACUACCUUGUCAGUCUUUUCAUGAAAAGAAAAAGGCGACGGAUCGCAGAAAAAGUUUGGACAAUUUGGAGAUCUUUCUUACUGGAAGACAAAAAAAAAUCAUUAAAAGCGAAAAAGGAAAACAAAAAAAUCGUAAAUGAGGAAGAAAAAUGGGAUGUUCUUCGUGGAUCAGAGUGGAAAGACGAUGUGUCAAAGCAAUUACAGGAAGCACAAAAUGAAUUAGAAGAUGAUUCAAAUAUAAUUUUAUCAAAUGAAAUAUGCGAGAGCCAGUUUUUGGAAUGGGUUCAUCUGUCCAGUCAAGGUAGUGAAGACUCCGAGACAACCAAGAUAUUAGCAGGAUUACUUAGGGAGGCACAAUUGGAUGAACGUUUAUGCCAGAGCAUAUGCCAAAAUAAUGAUUCUUUGUCGGAUUUAUUAAAAGAUGCUCAAUCGGAUAAUCAAGUUUUUUGUCAAAACAUACAUUCAGAUACUGAGACGUUAGCAGAAUUACUCAAAGAAGCUCAAUUAGACAAUCAUUACUUAUGUAAAAGUAGAUGUUCAAACAUCUCAUCCAUUAACCAAACUUCCACAUCAUCAAAUUUUUUCAAGACAUCAAUAAAUCAAAAUCCUCAUUCUAUUUUAAUAGAAAAUAAACCAGAUGAAAAAGAUUUUGUAGGUAUAGUGACAUCACCGGCGCCAUUAAGACCAAUUGGUAAAAAUUCACCAGAUUUGAGUGAAUUUGUGAUU